Molecule: messenger RNA, 1047 nt
Organism: Selaginella moellendorffii
Lineage: Eukaryota; Viridiplantae; Streptophyta; Lycopodiopsida; Selaginellales; Selaginellaceae
Product: peroxidase 51
Exons: 4
Coding region: 1-1047 (348 amino acids)
Biological process (GO): hydrogen peroxide catabolic process; response to oxidative stress
Molecular function (GO): peroxidase activity; heme binding
Source: RefSeq, a predicted model, not a curated record
AUGGUUCAUCCCAUCCAUGCUAACGUUGUCUCUUGGAUCGUCAUUGUCUCAUUGUCUUGUCUACUACAUGGAGCAACUGGCCAGCUUACCUUCGACUUCUACAAGACCGCUUGUCCGAAUGUGGAUGCCAUCGUCGCUAACGUCACUCUCGCCCUCUCCAAAAGGGACAAUGUGGUUCCACCCGCGGUGUUGCGCCUCUACUUCCACGAUUGCCUGGUGGAGCUUAGCUUGACAUUGUAUGAUCUUGGUUGGCACUGGCAGGGCUGUGAUGCAUCCAUUCUCAUCUCCUCCACGCCCACCAACGUCGCGGAGCGAGACGCGGCCGACAAUUUGAGCUUCCCGCAGAAUGGAUUCGACGCAAUUGUGGAGGCCAAGAAGGCAGUGGAGGCUGCAUGCCCCGCGGUUGUCUCGUGCGCCGACAUCCUCGCAAUGGCCGCCAGGGACGUGGUUGUGUUUAGUGGCGGCCCCAGGUGGGCGGUCCCCAAAGGUCGGCGGGACGGCCUCAUCUCUCGCGCUGCACGCGUCGAGGGCCGCCUCCCGGCCUCCAGUUUCAAUGUGUCGCAACUUAUCACCCUGCUGGCCACUGUCAACUUGAGCAUCGAAGAUCUGGUUGUACUGUCAGGAGCACACACAAUUGGAUUCUCCCAUUGCAACCAGUUCUCCAAGAGGCUCUACAACUUCAGCAGCGCCGCAAAGACGGACCCGUCGCUGGAUCCGACGCUAGCUGCGUCGCUCAAGGCUUCGUGCCCGCAAGUUGGCGGGAGCCCCAACACGGUGCGGGGAUUCGACGCCACCACGCCCUUAGCCUUUGACAACUCCUACUACCGCAACCUGCAAAACAACAGGGGCCUGCUCGUGUCGGAUCAGGCGCUGGCCCUGGACAAGCGGACGUCGCCCGUGGUGGCCAGCUUGGCCGCCAGCCAGGAAGACUUCUUCUUCGCCUUCAUGCAAGCCAUGGUGAAGCUGGGCUACACCGGCAUCAAGACCGGCAGCCAGGGCGAGGUCCGCAGAGACUGUAGAGCUUUCAAUGCUCGAUCAAACACCUAG